AUGAAAACAUUUUUAGUUUGUGUUAUAUUAACUGUAACCAUUGGUGUAUCCACUGCAAUCGUUUGUAGACCCAAUGUUUGUGACACUGUUAGAUGUAUAAAUCCAGGAUCACAAGCAGAUUGCGAUAAAGACGGUAAAGUUUUUGUACCCAAAGGUGGAUUCUGUGGUUGCUGCAAUGCCUGUCUCGCUCCAUUACAAGAAGGUGAUCUUUGUGAGAAUCGAUUCCGAGGGAGUCCACCAACAGCCGUUUGUGCAAAGCCUUUAGUUUGUAAAUCAUUCGACUCAUCACCACCUAGAUGUACCGAUCCUUUCGCUUCACCUCCUUUUGUCCCCCAAAGUGACGAUUGUGAAGCUAACGCAAACUCUUACGCAAACGCUUACGCUAACUAA
Molecule: messenger RNA, 390 nt
Organism: Tetranychus urticae (two-spotted spider mite)
Lineage: Eukaryota; Metazoa; Arthropoda; Arachnida; Trombidiformes; Tetranychidae
Source: RefSeq, a predicted model, not a curated record